CAGCAAAAUCAUUAUAUUUUUUAACAACCUUUGAUUUAUUAUUCUUAAUUUAUAAAUUUUAUUAAUUGAUUACUAGAAGCCAGCGUUUAAGAAUAAUUAAUCAGUUUUUUUCCUAACAUUUUACAAUACAGUAAAAAAUGGGAUCAGGAGCCCCCCGUGGAAUCAGAGCUGCCAGGAAGCUCCGUAACCGCAGAAGAAAACAGAGAUGGGCAGAUAAAGCAUAUAAAAAAGCUAACUUGGGAACACGUUGGAAGUGUAACCCAUUCAAAGGUAGUUCUCAUGCCAAGGGUAUAGUUGUUGAAAAAAUCGCCAUCGAGGCAAAACAGCCAAACUCUGCAUAUCGUAAGAGCGUACGUGUUCAAUUGAUUAAAAAUGGUAAAAAAAUAACUGCUUUCGUCCCAAGAGACGGUUGCCUGAACUUCAUUGAUGAAAACGAUGAAGUACUUGUCUCAGGGUUUGGACGUUCAGGACACUCAGUUGGUGAUCUUCCUGGUGUCCGUUUUAAGGUGGUUAAGGUCUCAGGAGUAUCUUUACUCGCUCUGUACAAGGAAAAGAAGGAAAAACCAAGAUCAUAAUCUCUAAUUUCUUUCACAUAUAAA
Molecule: messenger RNA, 599 nt
Organism: Theileria parva strain Muguga
Lineage: Eukaryota; Apicomplexa; Aconoidasida; Piroplasmida; Theileriidae
Gene: RpS23
Product: ribosomal protein S23 (S12)
Exons: 3
Coding region: 138-575 (145 amino acids)
Biological process (GO): translation
Cellular component (GO): ribosome; cytosolic small ribosomal subunit
Molecular function (GO): structural constituent of ribosome
Source: RefSeq, a predicted model, not a curated record